AUGCUUAUUAGGCUCAGGUUUCGCAACAAACACCAGGUCUACGCGGUCAUGUUCCUAGCGCUGUUCUCUUUGACCUCGAUCUACGCAAUCUUGAAGUACAACGAACCGGCGAAGACCUAUCCAGACCGGCAUGCGUCGCAGCAACAGGUGCAAAAGAAGCUCAGUGCGAGUAUACUGGAUGAGGAGGGGCUCGGUUGCCAGAUUCCUGACUUGGAUCCGUUCGCCGAGGAGGUGAUGCGGUUCAGCAUGGACACGCCGAAGAUCAACUGCGAGGGCGUCGAUUGGGUCGAAUGUCACAGGUCUGAAUGUUCCGUCAGUAAGGCUAUACUGGACAGUAUGCGCGACGUGACCUGCAUCUACAAGGACAUUAUCUACGUGGACGAUAAGAAAUACCUCAUCGGCGAUCCAGUCAAAGUCCACGGCGGCGGGAGUUACCCUCUCAACCGAAGCGACCACGUGAAAGUGUCGUGCUCGGGGAAGAGUUUGAAAGGGCUCGGUCUGAUGUCGUCGAGGUGGCACGGCUACAAAGCGGGCCUGCGUCCGAUAGAGAUUGUAGACCCCGAACCGUCUCAUGAUGGCAUGAACGUCAUGAUACUCUGUUUCGACUCCACAUCCCACAACGGGUUCAGGCGACGGAUGCCUCACAGCUACAGGGCCCUGACGGAGGAGUUGGACGCGACAAUACUGCACGGGCAAGUCGUAUUCGAGCUG
Molecule: messenger RNA, 711 nt
Organism: Iphiclides podalirius (scarce swallowtail)
Lineage: Eukaryota; Metazoa; Arthropoda; Insecta; Lepidoptera; Papilionidae
Source: the annotation of a GenBank genome assembly